ACACAGUGCUAAUUGAUAACUGUAAGACUGUUAUUCUUUCUCCUAUAAAUUAUUUUAAGCAACACGCCAAGUAUACCGGUUAAAUGACGCAUUUGUUUUCGUCUGUUCGCCUUCAAGUCAUCCGCCCGUUUCCUCUUACACCCCUUGCACCACUUGUGUUGCACCUUUCAUUAGCACCGGUAGGUGCAUUAUUAGUAAACAAGUCUAACAGGUGCUCGCACAUAAUGUCGUCGUUGAAGAUCAAACGCAAACACUUCGAGAAUCCUUUUCCUGAUUACUGUGAUCAGGCUGCUCUUGAUGUUCUAGAUGGAAAUGAGAUUAUGCCUUCAUACAAGGUAAGAAAAUGCGUGGAUGCAAAGUGGCAGUCAAUCACAGCAAAAAUUGAUAAAUAUAUUGAGAAAUACAAGAAAGAUGCAUCUGUUUACACUGGCACAGCUGGUCUUGCAAUGUUAUAUUUACAAAAAGAUGCAAAGAAUCCAGAAUAUUUAAAGUUUGCUAAAGAUUAUACUCAGACCAGUAGUAUUCCAUCAAAGCGAAGAUUCACUUUCUUGUGUGGAGAUACUGGUGCAAUGGCUAUAAGAGCAGUUGUUUGCAAUGAAAUGGGUGACAAAUCAGAGGUGAAAAGUAUUAUUAAAAAUCUUAUUGGUUUGAAAACUGAUGCAGUGAACUAUAAAGCUGAUGUGGCUAAUGAGUACUUGUAUGGGAGAGCUGGAUACUUAUUUUCUCUCUUGUAUGUUAACAAAAAUAUUUCUCCACCACCAAUUGAAGAAUCUGUAAUUAAAGGAGUAAUUGAUGCUAUGUUAAAAGCAGGCAAUAAAUUGUCAUUGGAAUUGGGCAGUAAGCCACCACUUAUGUAUCACUGGCAUGAUAGUUACUACUUGGGUGCUGCUCAUGGUCUUACUGGCAUUUUGUACCUCUUGCUACAAGUGCCACAGUAUUUGGAUGAAACUCAAUUGAAUGAAUUGAUCCGACCCACCGUUAAUUAUCUUGCCACUUUGAGAUUCCCUAGUGGAAAUUAUCCUUCUUCUCUGGAGUCUCAGAGUGGUGAUAAGUACGUGCAGUGGUGUCAUGGCGCACCUGGAUUUUUAUACUUGUUUUCACAAGCGUACAAAGUCUUUAAAGAUCCAUCAUAUUUGGAGCUUGCUCUACAAGCUGGUGACGUCGUCUGGCAGCGUGGACUUUUACGCAAAGGUUACAGUAUUUGUCACGGUGUAUCAGGAAACGCGUAUUGUUUCCUCGAACUGUAUCAAACAACGAAUGAAUUAAAACAUCUGUACAGGGCGCUUAAGUUUGCCGAAUGGUGUGUGGAUUACACUAAGGAGCAUGAAGAAUACGUACCAGAUCGUCCUCUAUCAUUGUACGAAGGCAUCGCCGGACCGAUGUAUUUAUUGAUUGACAUUCAAAAGCCUAUGGAGGCAAAGUUUCCGGGUUUUACCCUUUAGACUGCUCUACAUGUUUAUGUGGGCCAACACUUCCAAUUGACUGGAGGAAAUGCUCUCUGAUAUUUAAAUAUUUUAUUCUCAAAACGCUUCAAAUUCAUGUAUGUAUUUAGAUAAUGAUGGAAAAAUAUGUUUUUUUAAAUAAAAUUUCAAGGGAAAUUA
Molecule: messenger RNA, 1601 nt
Organism: Dalotia coriaria
Lineage: Eukaryota; Metazoa; Arthropoda; Insecta; Coleoptera; Staphylinidae
Product: glutathione S-transferase LANCL1-like
Exons: 5
Coding region: 84-1442 (452 amino acids)
Biological process (GO): carbohydrate metabolic process; peptide modification
Cellular component (GO): plasma membrane
Source: RefSeq, a predicted model, not a curated record